Messenger RNA from Hipposideros armiger (great roundleaf bat), 1503 nucleotides. RefSeq names its product mitochondrial calcium uptake 2 (gene MICU2). The record is from RefSeq and is a predicted model, not a curated record. Gene Ontology annotation, biological process: calcium import into the mitochondrion; mitochondrial calcium ion homeostasis. Gene Ontology annotation, molecular function: calcium ion binding. Gene Ontology annotation, cellular component: uniplex complex. The transcript has 12 exons. NCBI's taxonomy places the organism in Eukaryota, Metazoa, Chordata, Mammalia, Chiroptera, Hipposideridae. Bases 90 to 1382 code for a protein of 430 amino acids.
CGCAGGAAGCGGGGCGGGGCGAAGGCCUCAGGAUCUCGCGAGGCCCGCCAGGCGCGGAAGUUCUCGCGUCGCGGGGCGCUUCCGCAAAGAUGGCGGCGGCCCGAGGCGUUCAGCUAGCGACCUGGGGCGCGAGGCUGUGGCGCGGGUUGGCUGCCGGCCGGCGGGCCGUCCUGGGCCCUGGCCCCUUGGCGGCGGCAGUGGCCGGUGUGGCGCUGGCAGGAGCGGGAGCGGCGUGGCACCACGGCCGCGUGAAUGUGGCAGCACCCGAGGGCAGCCUCACAGUCUUAGCGCAGAAAAGCGGUCAUGGUAGAGACGUGACAGGGAAGUUGUCUCUCCGUAAGCAGCGCUUCAUGCAGUUUUCGUCACUGGAGCACGGGGGAGAGUUUUACAUGACACCACGGGACUUCCUCUUCUCGGUGAUGUUUGAACACAUGAAACGUAAAACGUCAGUCAAGAAGCUCACAAAAAAGGAUAUGGAGGAUGUGCUGGCAGCAGUCCAAACAGCUGGUUGUGGACGGACCUUUUUCAGAGACCUUGGUGAUAAAGGGCUCAUUUCAUAUACUGAGUAUCUUUUCUUGCUUACAAUUCUCACUAAACCCCAUACUGGGUUUCAUGUUGCUUUUAAAAUGCUGGAUGCAGAUGGUGAUGAGAUGGUUGAGAAAAAGGAAUUUUUUAAGCUACAGAAGAUCAUAAGUAAACAAGAUGACGUGAAGAUGAGAACUAAUGACAUAGAAUGCCAGGAACCAACAGUGAAAGAACCUGAAAUGAACACAACCCUUCAGAUACGUUUCUUUGGAAAGAGAGGAGAAAGAAAACUUCAUUAUAGAGAAUUUCGGAGAUUUAUGGAAAAUCUACAAACAGAGGUCCAAGAAAUGGAAUUCCUUCAGUUUUCUAAAGGUUUGAGUUUCAUGAGAAAAGAAGACUUUGCAGAGUGGCUCCUUUUUUUCACUAACACUGAAAAUAAAGACAUUUAUUGGAAAAAUGUGAGAGAGAAGUUGUCAGCAGGAGAGAGCAUUAGUUUGGACGAGUUCAAGUCAUUUUGUCAUUUUGCAACCCACUUGGAAGACUUCACUAUUGCCAUGCAGAUGUUCAGUUUAGCUCAUCGCCCUGUCCGAUUAGCGGAGUUUAAGAGAGCAGUGAAAGUAGCCACAGGACAGGAGCUCUCUGACAACAUUUUGGACACCGUGUUCAAGAUCUUUGACUUGGAUGGCGAUGAGUGUCUUAGUCAUGGAGAGUUCCUUGGAGUGUUGAAAAACAGGAUGCAUCGAGGUUUAUGGGUACCACAGCAACUAAGUGUACAAGAAUACUGGAAAUGUGUGAAAAAAGAAAGUAUUGGAGGAGUAAAAGAAGUCUGGAAACAAGCUGGGAAAGGUCUUUUGUAGGAGAUUUUGGAUUACUUUAAGUACCAGAUGUUUACCUUCUUAAGUCUUCACUGACUUUUUUUUUAAUAUAAAGAUGCUUUGUGUUUGCUUUCUGAUUCAGUAAUAUAUUAAUAAGAUUUUA